Saccharomycopsis crataegensis is the source of this 2529-nucleotide messenger RNA. Its product is annotated as Sls1 protein. The record is from RefSeq and is a predicted model, not a curated record. Lineage: Eukaryota; Fungi; Ascomycota; Saccharomycetes; Ascoideales; Saccharomycopsidaceae. The coding region runs from base 1 to 2529 and encodes 842 amino acids. The transcript has a single exon.
AUGCUAAGGGCAAGAAGCCUUUUCGGUAUCUCUGAAAGACUACCCAUAGCUUCCAAUUAUUUAAGCCUAAAGGCACAUAAAAGCUUCUCAAGUUCUUCAUGUUUUUUGAAUCAACCCAAUAGUGCCACAAAUGAAUCGAAAAUUAUUGAUGAAAACCCCGAAUCGGAAGUAGCGGUGAUCGAUGAAGCUUCCUUCAGCAGCUCCAAAAUCAAUCAUAUUUUUGAUGUUAUCGAUAACAAGAGGGAACUAUCCCAAGUCCAGCCUGAUGAAGACUCAAAUGCAAAUAAAAAACUAUUAGCAGACUACAACUCACAAGGGUCUAAUUUGAUAAUAUUAAGAGACGUUAGUUCUUUCAAGCGUUUACCUAAAUAUAUUGUCAAGUAUAAGGAUAAUGCGAAAGCUGAAAAAAAGAAGAAUGGGGGUAAAACAAAAGGAAGAAAAUCAGACAACCAACAAGAUGACGUUGCUGUGAGUAGUGCUCUUAAAUCCAGAGGUAGUAGUAGUGGCCUCAAUGUUUACCAUCAUCUAAUGGACAAAGUUGAUGAGCAAAACGAUAUAUUGCCAUUUGUGAAGGGAAACAGUGACAACGAUUUACUACAAUCAAUCACUGAACUUAAACCAAAAGUCAAAAAAAUUUCUCCAAAAGAUUAUAAGGAGCUUUAUGAUACGAUAUAUAAGAGUUACACUAAAGUGAAUCUUAUGGACUACGUCAAAAAAUUGCAAGGGUUUCCAAUAGCCAAAAGCAAAGUAAAGAAAGUAAUUAUUGAGAAGAUUGUUAAAGAGCUUUGGAAUGUGGAAACUGAUUUCAAUGUUAAGAGUCUUCAAAACGGGUCUGGAAUGGCAGAAAAAAUCCAAACCAAAACAUUUGAUGUAAAUGAUAAAAUUUCAUUUUUUCUACUCAGUGAAAGUGGUCGCCUUCUUUUCAAGUAUACUACGAAUUUCAUUAAUAUCAUGUUUAACAGAAACGAAAGUGACAAAAAGUUGGUUGUUCAAGCAACUGGCUUGAGGUUGAACUGGUUUGAGGCUGAUUUGAAUAAAAUUCUAUCAUCAUUAAAGAAGCAAUUCGUUGAUUUGGGCGCUCUUAAUAGUUUCUUCAACAAAGAUAAGAAUAAUGUUAAACAAGUUUUACCAUUAGAUUAUAUUCAAAAAGUUUCAGAUGUGUAUUUUGAAAAAGUUGCUCAAUUUGGUUACAUCUUGAACGCGCGUUACAAUCGCGCAAUUCAAAAAGCUCAACGUUUUUUGGUGUGGUUCUUAAAUUAUAAUUCCCAUUUGCUUACCAACACUAGCAAUUUCCAAUCAUUAAUUUCAAGUUCAGACCUCAAAAAGUCGUUGAGAUUUUAUAGGUUUGCUGACUACAUGUCUUUACCUUGGAUUCACAGAUCCAAAGUUUGGUAUAGACUUCGGGCUCCUACUUUCAAUAAAAGCUAUAAGAAGGGGCAGGCAUUCAAGACUCGGGAAAUCAGCUUGAGCGAUAAGCAAAUUGAUGAGGUUUAUGAUUCGUUAUUCAAGUCUAAUUUAUCUGGCGAAACUGUCAAGGGCUUGCCAAGUGCAAAAUGGAAUAAACCUGACUUGACUGCUACUUUUGGGCAGUUAUUAGUUGAUGAAACAAUGAAAAAUGAAGCUUUAAAGAGUUUGAACAGUGAUGCCGCUGGAAUUAUGGAAAUCAGUUCUAACGAUGCCGUUGAUUCUUCAAGACCAUACAUUUUCUCGACAUCUUUGCCUGAUAUUAAGAAGGAGGCUUAUAAAUUGCCAAUGUUUUAUCAAAGUGAGGCGGACACUGACAUGGGUAUGACUGAGCAUGAAGAUAACCAUUCAUAUUAUGUUCAAAUCAAGUUUUCCCCAAGCCCUUUCGUUGAUAUUACCACAUCAGAGGAAGAUAGUGGAAAUCUUAUGAAAACUGAAAUUGAGAACUAUUCCAAAUACCCACCAAUCGAAGCCUGGGUGGAAAUCAAUGGAAAAGAUGAGGUUCAAUGGGAUACUUUGUCAGUGAUGACGGUUGAGAAAGAAUCUAAUGUUUAUGUGAAUUUCCCUGACAAGACUUCGGAUUUAAAUUUGAGCAGUGCAACUACAGGUAAUUUGAUCGAUUUAACAACGGAAAGAACCGAAAAUGAACCUUUUAAUAUAAAUGAAGCUUUGAGAAAGCAGCCGGAUUUGCUCGAAUAUUUCAAGGCUAGUGAUCUCUCUUAUCAAAAGAGAGAUUUUAGACUUGAAGACAAUGUGAAAAUCUUUUUUGAAAACGAGGGUAGAAUAACCCCAGUGGAGUAUAUGUUCAUUAAUGCUUGUUUCAGAAAACAAUUGAACCUAGAAUAUAAUAAUGGUUAUUUGUUGCAAUUAUCUAGUAUUGAAGGAGGAUUUCUUGGUGGAUCAAGGGUUGAGGUAAGUUUGGUGAAUUAUAGAAAGGAAGGAGAGGAAGAUAUUGGUGGUCAGGAGUCUGCUGAAGAAAAUGAUAAUGGUGAAAUAUCAAGGGAAGAGUUUGGGAGUUUGUUGAGGGAGUCCUUGAAAUUCAUAAACUCUGUCUCGACGAACUAA